This is a messenger RNA of Penicillium antarcticum, 1074 nucleotides long. RefSeq lists its product as uncharacterized. The coding region runs from base 1 to 1074 and encodes 357 amino acids. Gene Ontology annotation, cellular component: THO complex part of transcription export complex. Lineage: Eukaryota; Fungi; Ascomycota; Eurotiomycetes; Eurotiales; Aspergillaceae. Gene Ontology annotation, biological process: mRNA processing. The record is from RefSeq and is a predicted model, not a curated record. The transcript has a single exon.
AUGGCUUCCUACGGCCUUCUGGGCCAGCCAGAAGAAGGUCAGUCUCCUCCAACUUGUCCUCCCAGCUCAAAGCUAACAUUCCCGAUCGCAGAUGCCCUCCACAAGUCGCGCCUCUUGAACGUUGAAGAAAAGCCAUUCAAGCGCAUCUCAAAGCGCCUUCUAAACCCCGAAUCCCUCAUCGUAACGCAAGCCUUGCUCCCUCUCACUCCUCCUCCCGAAGACGCCGACGCCGACGCCGACACGAAUAUCGAAAUAGAGAAACAGAAAAAGCUCAAUGAAUGGCGCCAUUUUCGCGAGGAUGUAUCGCUUGACUUCGCCGCCUUUGAAGGCAGCAUUGCGCGCGUCCAGUUCCUCUUAACCAGCAACGAGCAAGAACGCGAGCGCUAUGCCACAGAACGAGUCCAGAUCCUAUCGACAAUGCAAUCUGUCCGGGACAGCACUGCCGAUCUCCGAAGCCAGCUCGAAGAGGCACAGCGACUCCUCUCUCUGCGGAAGACCUACGAUGAGCUAGCGGAUAAGAUUACAAGUAACCGCCUGCUCAAGCCGCGCGAAGACCAGCAGUCGAACCUUCAGAAGUUGCGGACGGAGAUCGCAGAUCUGGAGAACGAGAGCAAGGUCUACGCCAAGACAUGGGCUGAGCGGCGCGAGCAGUUCGGCCGCAUUGUCGAAGAGGGCAUGCAGCUCCGUCGUCUGAUCCGCGAUGAGAAGGAAGAGGUUGAGCGGCGGGAAGGGAUGCAGGAGGGUGAGGAUAAUGACGAGGGCGAUCUUAUAUCUAAGGGCAAGGCCAGCAAUGCGAACACACCUGGUCCGGACAGCGAUGUCUUGACUCCGUCGCAGAAUAGCCAGGAUGAAAGUGGUCUGUUAUCUGCGCUGCAGGCUGAUAAGAAUUCUGGUACUACGGGUGCCGCGUCGCCUCUGCGACAGGUCAUCAGUGCGCAGGGCGAUGGUGCAGAUGAUAUCAACAUGAUGGAUGAAGGUGAGGUUUCUGCUGACUCUGAGGGGCAAUUUUCCGAACUCGAGGAGGGGGAGGAACUCCCUGAUGAUAUGUACAAUGAGAAGAUGGAUACCACUUAG